CACUUUCCGAUCAUUCGCUUGUGGUGACUGUUACAAUCACAAUCGACGAUCACUCACUUUUCAAAACCCUAAUUCAUUCCAUGUAAUGUAAACACCUACUCAAACCCUACCCUCAUUGCUUCAAAUUCACCACCACAAUGACCUCCGAUUCAUCCACCACCUCCGCCUCCCCCUCCGCCGCCACCUCCUCCGCCCCCGCCGCUUCCGGCACCAGUUUUUCUCACCGGAGCACCGUGCCGUGGUCUCAAGUCGUUCGUGGCGGCGGCGAGCAGUUGGAGCCUGUCGCUCCUCGCUCUCCGUCUGCAUCACCGCUUGUCACAGAGCAAACGCUAGGGUUUUCUGAUCAUUUGACGGUGCCGGAGCCGCAGACGGCGGCGCAUACGGUGGAGAACAAUCUAGAAGGUUCGGAAAGUAGUAAUGGUGACGGUGAGAGUAGUGUGAAGAAGUCGCCAUGGAGUAAACCCUCAGUUAACGGCGUUGUUGACGGAAGUAGUUCGCCGGUGAUGGGAGCGGCGGCGUGGCCGGCGUUAUCGGAGUUGAGUCGGCCGUUACCGAAGUCGUUGUCGUUUCAGUCGGAAUCGUCUUCUAAAACUGCAUCUGAUGGAUCAGGAUCAGCCACUGUUUCUCAGGCACCUGUAACAUCACAAGCACCACAGAAACCCGGUAAAACAAACACUAGUCAUCAUUCCAAUCAAAACCAUACGCAUCCUGGCCGACAAAGGUCAAUGAAAAGAGGUGUAGGUGCUGGUGUUGGCUACAAUCGGCUACCGCCGCCUCCACCACCAAUGCCGCCGUAUCCUCUAUAUACCACGCCGUACGGUGGUUUUGUGCCAGCAGUAUUGGAUGCUCCAGUAAGGGAGCAGGCUCCGUAUAAUGGGAGCAGUUUUGUUCCAGCAAGACCGGUGGCUGGUAUUGGGUCCCACUCGCAUCCGGGACAUGAUCAUCCUUUUAAUAGGAAGAGGAAUAACUUUGGGCCCCGUCCUCGUGGCGAUGGUGGACCUUAUGUUAACAAUGGUCCUGGCGGUAGGCGGGAUCAUAAUGAUCGUGAAUGGUUCGGUCCUCGAAGUCAUGGUGGUGUUAUACCACAUCCUGCGGUUCCACCACCUCCCCCUCCUCCUAGGGGUUAUAUGCCACAAGCUCACCUGGGUCCGGCUCCUUUUAUUGCUCCCCAGCCUAUAAGACCGUAUGGUGCCCCCAUGGUUUAUGAGAUGCCGCCACCACCACCACCAUUUGUUUAUGUGCAACCACCUAUCAUCCCUCAUGCAUCACCAUCUACGAAUAUACCAUCGUUAUCUGAUACGAUACUACGCCAGAUUGAAUAUUAUUUCAGUGAUGCUAAUUUGGUAAAAGACCAUUAUUUGAGGUCAAACAUGGAUGAAGAGGGUUGGGUGCCUCUCACUCUAAUAGCUGGAUUUCACAGAGUCAAAAGUUUGACAAGUGAUUUGCAAAUGGUUUUGAGCUCCAUAAGAGACUCAACUAUUGUUGAAGUUCAGGGUGAAACUGUAAGAAGGCGUAAUGAUUGGAGAAAAUGGAUCAAACCUUCUGUCAACAUUACACUCGAUUCCGGAUCUCAGUCACCACACGCAACAACCGAUGGCUCUAUCAUACAACCUUCGUUAGAAAAGCUUUCACUGGAUGGAUCAUCAACCACCGAAGAGAGAACUACAGAUAAAGAGUUGAGUGCUUCUAUAAAGCCAGACAAUGGGGAAGUGACCUUUGGCGAUGAGUUCACAAACCCGAAAUCUUCAACAACUUAAUUAUCAAGAUAUUUGAGUAAGCCCAGAUUUUGCAGCUUGCAGUAAAUGAUAAAGGUUGGUUGUUUGUAUAGAUCUGAUGCCUUUUAGUUGGUUUGAUUGAAUCAAGAUUUUUGAAUGGGGCAUUGUGGCUGGAGAUAAGGAUAAAAUUUGCGUUUUCUUCGCUUCCAGGAUGUUUGGAGAUUGAACGAGUGAUUUGUUCUCGUUUUUUAACGUUUUUGGUUUCUAAACUAUAAGUUCUGGGUUUUACUCAUUUUAGAUAUACCUUAGACUUGAUUUUAGUUGGUAGAAUAUUUUUAGAUGAUUUUGGAUUUUCAUUUAAGAUUUGGAGAUAUUAAUCUUAUUUUUGGUGUGUUUUAAUUUUAUUGAUUGUUUUUGUAUUAUAUGGUUUUAUUUUCUCCCUCACAACAUGACAUCACAUGUUGAUGAGCAUGUAUUUUAUACAAUGUUAGUUUCAUGCC
Messenger RNA from Helianthus annuus (common sunflower), 2215 nucleotides. Its product is annotated as la-related protein 1C. NCBI's taxonomy places the organism in Eukaryota, Viridiplantae, Streptophyta, Magnoliopsida, Asterales, Asteraceae. The transcript has 6 exons. The record is from RefSeq and is a predicted model, not a curated record. Bases 138 to 1757 code for a protein of 539 amino acids. Gene Ontology annotation, molecular function: RNA binding.